Molecule: messenger RNA, 2944 nt
Organism: Plectropomus leopardus (leopard coralgrouper)
Lineage: Eukaryota; Metazoa; Chordata; Actinopteri; Perciformes; Serranidae
Gene: nucleolin
Product: nucleolin multifunctional protein
Cellular component (GO): nucleus; ribonucleoprotein complex; cytoplasm
Molecular function (GO): mRNA binding
Source: RefSeq, a predicted model, not a curated record
GCUUCGACUUAUCUGUCUUUUCUGUCCAAUGUCCCAUCGAGUAGGCAGAGGCACGUGUAUGUGAUAGCUAUUUCGUUACUUGUUUCAAACGUCCAGUUCCUCGUGUUUCUUUGAAACACACGACAGCACCAUGGUGAAAUUAGCAAAGGCAGCAAACAAACAAGCAACUCAGAAGAAGAAAGCCCCUCCACCCCCAAAAGAAGUGGAGGAGGAAUCUAGCGAAGAGGACAGCAGUGAUGAGGAGGAAGAGACUCCUCCACCCAAAGUGGUAAAGAAAGCUACACCAGCAAAAGCCACCCCAGUUGUCAAAAAUGGAGCUGCUGCCAAAAAAGCAGACAGUGAGGAUGAAGAUGACGACGAUUCUGAGGAAGAGUCUGAAGAGGAGGCCCCCCCACCAAAAAAUACCGCUGCAAAGGCUAAACCCACACCAGCCAAGGCAGCUCCUGCAAAGGCAGAGGAGUCAGAUGAUGAUGACGAUGAUGAUGAUGAUGAUGAUGAUGAGUCAGAAGAAGAGGCCCCACCACCCAAGAAAGCAGCUAAGCCUGCUGCCAAGCCCCCAGUGAAGGCGAAACCUGCAAAGGAGUCUUCUGAUGAUGAUGAUGAUGACGAUGAUGAAUCAGAAGAUGAGACUCCACCUCCCAAGAAGGCUACUCCAGCUAAACCAGCUGCUAAACCAGCCGCCAAAAAAGCCGCCAAAGAGGAGUCUGACGACGACGAUGAUGAUGACGACGACGAUGAAGAUGACUCUGAGGAGGAGAUGGACACCACUCCUGCCCCAGCAAAGGCUAAGAAAGCAGGCAUGGUCAAGGCAAAGGAAGAGUCUGAGGAGGACGAUGAUGACGACGACGACGAUGAGGAUGAUGACGACGAUGAGGAGGAAGAGGAAGCCCCAGUGACCCCUGCAAAGAGAAAAGCAGAGAGCAAGAAAGACACACCUCCUGCCAAGAAGGCAAAGUCAGAAGGCGAAGGAUUCUGUCUAUUUGUGGGAAACUUGAACUCCAAUAAAGACUUUGAAGAAAUCAAAGAAGCUCUGAGGAAAUUCUUCUCCAAGAACAGUCUUGAGGUCGCUGAUGUCAGGUUGGGUGGAUCAAAGAAAUUUGGUUAUGUGGAUUUUGCAUCUGAGGAGGACAUGCAGAAGGCACUGGAGCUCAAUGGCAAGAAGGUCAUGGGUCAGGAGUUGAAGUUGGACAAGGCCCGAAGCAAAGACAGCUCACAGGAGGGCAAGAAAGAGAGAGAUGCAAGGACACUGUUUGUAAAGAACCUCCCCUUCUCUGCGACUGCUGAUGACUUGAAAGAAAUCUUUGAAGAUGCAGUUGACAUAAGGUUACCUCCAGGCCAGAACGGUUCCAACAGAGGCAUUGCCUAUAUCGAGUUCAAAUCUGAGGGGGAAGCAGAGAAGAUGCUGGAGGAGGCGCAGGGAGCUGACGUACAGGGAAGGUCCAUCAUGGUUGACUAUGUUGGUGAUAAGAGCCACAAAGGGGCCAUGUCAGCAGGAGCAGCCUGCAAAACACUGGUGGUGAAUAAUCUCGCCUUCAGUGCAACAGAGGAUGCCCUACAAUCCACGUUUGAGAAGGCAGUUUCCAUUAGGAUUCCACAGAGAGAUGGCAGACCUAAAGGUUUUGCUUUUGUAGAGUUUGAGAGCACAGAGGAUGCCAAGGAAGCUUUAGAAAACCUCAACAACACAGACAUCGAAGGCCGGUCGAUCAGACUUGAAUACAGCCAAAAUAGCGGCAGAGACGGGGGCAGGGGGAACUCUGGCCCAACAAAAACCCUCUUCGUGAAGGGUCUCUCCGAGGAGACAACGGACCAGACAUUAAAGGACGCAUUUGAGGGAGCUGCAGCAGCAAGGAUAGUGACGGACAGAGAAACGGGGUCAUCAAAAGGCUUUGGCUUUGUUGACUUCAACAACGAGGAUGACUGCAAGGCAGCAAAGGAGGCCAUGGAGGACGGCGAGAUCGAUGGCAGCAAGGUGACCCUGGACUACGCUAAGCCCAAGGGUGAAGGCGGCUUCCGCGGAGGUCGAGGCGGCGGAGGAUUUGGCGGUGGUGGAUUUGGCGGCCGAGGUGGCGGCAGAGGAGGUCGUGGUGGCUUCGGCGGCGGCUUCGGCGGUCGGGGUGGUGGCGGCAGAGGAAGGGGAGGCCAACGUGGAGGUGGUCGAGGACGUGGUGGCUUUGGAGGUGGAAGAGGCGGCGGCGGUGGAUUUGGCAAACCCCAGGGGAAGAAAAUCAAGUUUGAUGACUAAAUCCUUUAGUCUAUUUUACUCUUUGAAUGGACUCUGGUUUCAUCAGUUUUCAGAGCUUUUGGACAUUCCAGAAAGCGUCAUUGAUAUAUAUUUAACUGUUAAUGGGCAUUUUAGCCCUUUAUUUAGACCCCUAAACCGUUCCCCACCCUAAUGUGCCAGAAUGGAACUUUUGACCUUCUCAGCUCAAGUGCUUUGUGUGAGUACUGAAUGUCCCGAAUGCAAACCUGCACCUCUCGCCCUCAUUAGCUAACUUGCUUUUCCGAAGGAGUACAAUGGAACGGGUCUGGCAAACAAGUUUGCUGUGAAAAAAAAUGUUUGUCUUUGUCAGAUACAUUGUGUAAAUUUAAACAGUUUGUAUGAUUUUCAUUUUACCUUUUGUAAAAAAAAAAAAAAAUACACCUGUUAUCCAUGUUUGUUUUUAUUUUGUUCAUUUAGUUUGCUUUAGGUGCCAUGUUUUACUGUAAUGUGCAAAGCAUAUUUUGAUAGAUUUGAGUCGGUGCUUGAGAGAUGGCUGUUAAAAAAAGGUGAAGAUGUUCUGUCUUGUUUGGUGGGGCACAGUCAGUGUCUGAGUCACAGAGGAUGAAACGCCUCUUGUCUAUGUAACAUAAAAUAUUUGUAGUGCAUUGACUAAUUUUUUCCCCAUCCGAGAAUCUUAAGAUUUUCAUGUGAUUAAAUAAAACCUUGUAGGUGGUGAUUUUUAAA